CUGGUCCACAGCCUGACCGACCUCUGCUGGGACUUGUGCAUUGACAAGCCAACUUCUCGCACAGAUUCCAAAACAGAGCGGUGCCUCUCCAACUGUGUUGACAGGUUUUUGGAUUGCACUAACUUUGUGUUGAACAGGUUUAGUAAAACAGCAUUUGCUGCUUCUGCUGAUGAAGUUACGUUUGAGUGAGCUUCUGUAGUUACACGUUGUAUUUGCAAAAGUGACUUGGUGGUGUGAGCAGCAGCAAUGUUUUCGAGCAUCAGGGGCUUCCUGGGCAGACACAAGAGGAAGUUCAUCAUCUCAGGGAUGGUGGUGGGGGGAGCGGUGCUUGUCGUGAGAUACGUGGGUCACAAGCUGGAGCAGUGGCGCGAGGAAGAGACGACGGAGAUACUGGAGCGUGCUCAGCGGCGCUCACACUUCGAGAGCACAGAGCGCACAUGCGACCAGACCAUCGUGUCGCUGGCCCCGACGGUGCAGGAGACCAUCUGCGGUCUCACUGACACGGACAGGAUCGUGGAGCAGCUGAAGACUGCGCAACCCGACCAGAAACUGGAGCUGUGGGCUCAACUGAAGGUUCUGACGUUCACACGGGCAUGCGUACUGGCAUACGGAGGAGCGAUGCUGGUGGCGACUCUCAGGGUGCAGCUGAGCGUCAUCGGGGGCUACAUGUACCAGGAUCAUGCGGGUCCCGGCAGGGUGUCCAGCGCUCUGCAGGAAAGCUACCUGUCGCUGUGCCACCACUUCUUGAGCCAUGGCGUCAAGGAGCUGUGCACCCUGAUCCAGGACAAGGUCGUGGCAGCCACCCGCAACUUGUCGCUCAAACAGAAGCUCACCCUGCAAGACGUGGAGCAGCUGUUCUGGACCAUCCAGGCCCAGGUGGCGACAGACACUCUCGAGCCACUUCGGAACAUGUCUCGAUACGUCCUGCUGCCGGCGCUCGAUGCUCUGUCGUACAACCUGAGCGACCACGACUCGGAAGUGCUGGCGAGGAUUGCCGCGGAGACGGCGGACAUCCUGGACAGUGACGAGGUGGCCUCUGUGGCCUCAUCCAGUGUCGCUCACGCCUUCUCGGCACUCAUCGACGGCCUGUGUGAGGGCUUCUGUGCAGUGCGCAGCAGCAAGGAGUCCCUCAAUGACCCUGUGCCCGGCCACUCUCGAGCACCUCCACGCCCCAAUGGUACACUGCCAUUUUCCCAUCCGAAUGCAGUGUUGAUGCCGCUUGCCAAGCUGAUCCCACUUGUAAACAGUGUGAUUCACAACUUCAUCAGUGGAGACAGGCAGGCACCCUGGCUUUACCACCACCUUAUCAAUGACAAGUUCAAGGUUCUCUCUGCAAAUAUUUACGAGGCUUUCUGCCAAAAACCAUGAAGUUAAGUCAGCCACUGCACACAAAACAUUCCGUAAAGUGUGAGUGAUAUCUAGUAUCUCAUUUUUUUUGUUUUUGUACAAAAUUAUGAAACAACUAAACUCUUAAGCUUGCUGCAGUUGUGUGAUGCAUUUAAUUUGGUUUCAUAUAUUGUUACCUUCUUAAUAUAGUCAUUUAAACUGUGAAAGUGUUGUUUACCAAAAUGUAAGAGCUGAUAAAAGUGUAUUAUAUAACAAAAUAUUGUGAUGGAGUUGGUCAAAUGGUAAACCAUAAGGUUACUUUUUUUUAGUAGUGUACUUCUGUGAUAUAAGAGUUGGGAAUUAAAUUUGGUUUUGCUAGA
Messenger RNA from Bacillus rossius redtenbacheri, 1706 nucleotides. It is a transcript of the gene Pex3, whose product is annotated as peroxisomal biogenesis factor 3. Bases 247 to 1368 code for a protein of 373 amino acids. The transcript has a single exon. Gene Ontology annotation, biological process: protein import into peroxisome membrane. Gene Ontology annotation, cellular component: peroxisomal membrane. NCBI's taxonomy places the organism in Eukaryota, Metazoa, Arthropoda, Insecta, Phasmatodea, Bacillidae. Gene Ontology annotation, molecular function: protein-macromolecule adaptor activity. The record is from RefSeq and is a predicted model, not a curated record.